AUGCCCUCACUCAUUCAAUUCACUCUUUUCAUAACCACUACCAACCUUCUCUCUCUAAAACCUUCAGACACCACACCAGUCACCAGGCGAAUGAACUUUAUGCAAAAAUCCACGGCGAAGACAAGUCGUGAUCGAGCCCACCAAAUCAUCACAGGAAAGCGCACGGAGCACCAGAGGCCUUGUUCCUCUCUUGGUAUGGCGCCUGAGACAACUUCUAGCUCCUAUAACGGCGGUGAUGGUUGUAUGUUCAGUUACUACACAACUGGUAGUUCACCGACGAUGUCAUCAGACGAAGAAGAAGAAGAGGAUAUGGCGAAUUGCUUGAUUAUGUUGGCUCACAGUGUUUCUCCGGCCAAGGAAAAUAAAUCAGAUCUCCAUUGUCAGAAGAACGAGAAAUUGAAGAAUCGGAAGUUAACGGAGAUGGCCGCAACUACCACCGCCGGAGCAAAAUCCGAUUUCCAAAAUUACUACGAGUGUAAAACCUGUAACCGUACUUUUCCAUCGUUCCAAGCCCUAGGUGGACACAGAGCCAGCCACAAGAAACCUAAACUUAGCGUUGAAGAUCGGAAAUCCGUUUCCGUUAAAACGGAAUCAACCGCAGAAGAUCAACCAGAAGUUGAAAGCAAAAUUAUUACAAACCACAACAAAUCUCCUCGGUCAUUAACAGGAUACAAGAACAGUAAGGGAAAAGUUCAUGAAUGCUCCAUAUGUGGAUCGGAGUUCUUAUCAGGACAAGCUCUCGGCGGUCACAUGAGAAGACACCGGCCACCUCCGGUUUCAAACAGUCAAAUCGCUGUAUCAUCGAAUAUGGACGAUACGACUACGAGGGUUAAUCAUUCCCCUAAGAGGUCGCCGGCGGCGCCGGUGCUAUCCUUAGAUCUAAACCUUCCCGCACCGGAGGUCGUUGACGACGUCCAUUCAAACUUUCAGUACACUGCAAAUUCUCCAAAACAACCUCUUGUCUUCUCCGUCACAGCUCUGGUAGAUUGCCAUUACUGA
Molecule: messenger RNA, 999 nt
Organism: Lactuca virosa
Lineage: Eukaryota; Viridiplantae; Streptophyta; Magnoliopsida; Asterales; Asteraceae
Source: the annotation of a GenBank genome assembly